UUAAAGUGGACGCCACGUCCUGAAUCAUCUCUCUUCUUCUUCUUCCUCUGUUCAUGGCGGCAUCGAUUAUCAAGUUAGCUUCAUUCCAGAACUCUUAGGGACAUACAUCAACUUAUCAACAACAGACAAAGAAGAACUCAUUCAUAUUUAUUACCUCAGAAGCCACAAACAACACUAUCUAUCUAUCUUCUUCUUCAUUUCCUUGAUUUAUAUCAGAUUUGCACUCAACCAUGGCAUCAGAAGCUCAAGCAGGAAUUGCUCUCAUACUCAUGGGUGUCAGUGGUGCUGGCAAAUCGACAAUUGGUGAAAUGCUGGGAAAAUCAAUGGGUUGCACUUUUCUUGAUGCAGACGAUUUCCACCCAGAAUCAAACAAAGAGAAGAUGAAGAAAGGAAUUCCUCUAUCGGAGGAGGACCGCAUACCAUGGCUAGAAAUGCUUAGAGAUACUUUGAAGGAGAAGUUAAUAAUGACGGGGGAGAAGGUAAUAAUACUAGGUUGUUCUGCUCUUCAGAAACACUACAGAGAUAUUCUAAGAUCGGCUGAUCCCAAUUACAAAGCGGGGAUUUAUGAGCGUUGUAUGGUGAGGUUUGUGUUGUUGGAAGUGGGGGAAGAAGUGCUUAUUUCUCGGCUAGAGAGGAGAGCCGGGGAAGGAAAGCAUUUCAUGCCUGCUGCACUUUUGAAUUCUCAGCUGGCUUUACUAGAGAUUGAUGAUGAUGAAGGAAUAUUGAAGAUCGACGCUACACUAAACCCUCUUGUAAUUGUCGAAACCAUUAUGACAAAACACAAUCAAAUGUAAAAUGCUACCCCUAUAUGCAUAAUACAAUAAUUCUUUCAUCUCUUCUUGUAAGAAGGAAGAAGAGGACUGCUAAAUUGUUUGAAUUGAAACUGGAAUUCUAUUUCUUU
Messenger RNA from Impatiens glandulifera, 901 nucleotides. Its product is annotated as gluconokinase. The transcript is spliced from 5 exons. The record is from RefSeq and is a predicted model, not a curated record. Gene Ontology annotation, molecular function: gluconokinase activity. Gene Ontology annotation, cellular component: cytoplasm. Lineage: Eukaryota; Viridiplantae; Streptophyta; Magnoliopsida; Ericales; Balsaminaceae. Bases 231 to 794 code for a protein of 187 amino acids.